UUUCAUACAGCGCAGAUGCUCGAAGGGCCAAAUCUCGCGUGGCAAGUUUAGCCGACAGGACAUGCCCGUCAUUCGGCCUAACGUCACAGCAAACCUCCAUCCCACUUACCAUGCCACCAUCCCACUUUGAGCCGCCCUGAAGCCAUUCUGUCCUCCGAAGGCCCUCAGUUACUUCUACAUCCUCAAUUGGCAUCCCCAAAACGGCCGUCAAAAUGUCGCAGCUCCUCAAGCAAUCCGUAAAACUCGCCCUCAUCCAGCUCGCCUGCACCGCCGACAAAGCGCACAACCUCUCGCACGCGCGCACCAAGGUCCUCGAAGCCACCAAGCAAGGCGCAAAGAUCGUCGUCCUCCCCGAAUGCUUCAAUUCGCCCUACGGCACAAAGUACUUCCCCAAAUACGCGGAAACGCUACUCCCAUCCCCGCCGACCGAAGAGCAGUCCCCGACGUUCCACGCGCUGUCGCAGCUCGCGAAAGAGGCGGGUGCAUAUAUAGUAGGCGGCAGUAUACCAGAGCGGGAGAAGAAGGACGGUGACAGCGAGGAGAAGCUGUACAACACGAGUCUGACAUUCGGCCCGAGCGGCGAGCUGUUGGCGACGCAUCGCAAGGUGCAUCUCUUCGACAUCGACAUCCCCGGCAAGAUCACCUUCCGCGAGAGCGACGUGUUAUCCCCCGGGAACAGGAUCACGCUGAUCGACCUGCCCGAGUACGGCAAGAUCGCCGUCGCCAUCUGCUACGACAUCCGCUUCCCCGAGCUCGCGAUGAUUGCGGCACGGAAGGGCGCGUUCCUUUUGCUCUACCCCGGCGCGUUUAAUCUUACCACCGGCGCGCUGCAUUGGGAGCUGCAGGCUAGAGCAAGGGCCAUGGAUAAUCAGGUUUAUGUCGGGUUGUGCAGCCCGAGUCGCGAUAUGCAGGCGGAUUAUAAUGCCUGGGGGCAUAGCAUGCUGGUCGAUCCUAAUGCCGAGGUGCUGGCGCAGUUGGAUGAGAAGGAGGGAAUGGUUGUGGGCGAGUUGAAGGUGGGCAGGAUUGAGGAGGUGAGGAAGGGGAUUCCACUUUAUGGGCAGAGGCGGUUUGAUGUUUAUGAGGAUGUGGCGAGGUUUUGGAAGGGUGAGCAGUAGGGGAUAGGGGGUGGAGGAUGGUGUUGGGCGAGGGAUAGGAGGUUCUUUCGCGAUUACAGCGGGCCAAUUGUCGGUGUACGCGGCUCUACGUCUGGAGCAGAUGUUUUAGCAUGGGCAUGUGAGAACCAUGAGGGCGGUCCAUCGGAUCCGGGAAGGUACAUCUAGAAGGUAAAUAUGUUUAACAGGAUACGAACUCGAAUCACGCCGUCGUU
This is a messenger RNA of Trematosphaeria pertusa, 1327 nucleotides long. RefSeq names its product carbon-nitrogen hydrolase. Gene Ontology annotation, biological process: L-glutamine metabolic process; oxaloacetate metabolic process. The record is from RefSeq and is a predicted model, not a curated record. Gene Ontology annotation, cellular component: mitochondrion. Gene Ontology annotation, molecular function: omega-amidase activity. Lineage: Eukaryota; Fungi; Ascomycota; Dothideomycetes; Pleosporales; Trematosphaeriaceae. The transcript has a single exon. Bases 213 to 1115 code for a protein of 300 amino acids.